UGAGUUUGGUUUAUCCCACCAGGCUGUCCGAAUCCUAGCUUUUUAGCUCGUUUGGACGAAAUGCCAUUGAACGAGCAGAAUACCCCCCGCAAGAGGGAAGACAUGAGUAGACAGAGCAAGACCCCUAGGUCGCAACAGACGACCUUGACUUCAUUUUUCGGUGUUCCCAAACGCGAGGUUGGGACUCCUACUCCUCGACGAGGAGUUGCUGAAGUCCGCGAACAUUCGAGUCCCGUGGGACGGUCAAGUCCCUCAAUAUGCCCUUCUCCCACGCCACACAACAAAGAUACUGUCCAACGAGGACAACUCCUCUCUCCAACCCUACCAAAGUCGUCCUUGAGUACACCACCUGCCACCGUUCUAUCUUCUCCAUCCAACCGGGCCCCCGGCCGGGUCUCGACUGGCAAUAGCAUAAUAAAUGAUACGGCACAGAACGACGACCCGGAUGAUGAAGAUGUAGUCAUUGGGUUUCGAAGAAGGCUGAGAAAGCGAAGUAGCGCUGUGUAUAUUGAGUCAGAUGAAGAGGACACUGAAAAUGUUGCCCAUAAUGGAGCGCGAGCUUCGGGAAAGAGACUUAAACUCGGGGACAGCGAUGAUGAGGGAGACACAUGGAAACCGCUCGAAGAGAAAAAAGAUGCAACCGAUUCGGAAGACGGUAUGGAAGUUGACGACGUAGAUGAUGAAGAAGGUGUCACUCCAAUGAAGCAGGCCAAAACGCCCAAGACACCCAAAACACCCGCGCGUGUGAACAAUGCUAUACCACAAGCACGCAGUGCUUCUUCAGCGAAAUUGAAGGAUUUUUCCAUGACACCCAGCUCAGUCAAGAAAGGCUCAAGUUUUCUAAGUCCGUUGAACUCUGAGAAGAAGAAAGCGCGGGCCGAAACGUUUAAGCAAAAGAACGAGGAUCGCUAUUCGUGGUUGUUGGAUAUAAGAGAUCAUGAAGGCCGCCGUCCUGAUGAUGAGAACUACGACCCUCGGACUUUAUUGAUACCAGAUGCUGCUUGGAAGUCAUUCACACCAUUUGAAAAGCAGUUUUGGGAAAUCAAGUCAACGCACUGGGAUACAGUGGUAUUCUUUAAGAAGGGCAAAUUUUAUGAGCUGUACGAAAAAGACGCUGAUAUUGGACAUCAGCAUUUUGACCUGAAAUUGACGGAUCGGGUCAAUAUGCGAAUGGUUGGCGUGCCUGAGAGCUCAUUUGAUCACUGGGCCGCCCAAUUCCUGGCCAAGGGCUACAAAGUAGCUAAAGUCGAUCAGAUGGAGACCGCCGUAGGAAAAGCCAUGCGUGACCGCGAGAAAACGACCAAAACGCAAGAUGAUAAAAUCAUUAGGCGGGAAUUGAAAUGCAUUUUGACCACUGGCACGCUGGUUGACGCUGGUCUGUUGACGAAUGACAUGGGGACGUAUUGCAUGAGUAUCAAAGAGAGAUUGGAUGCGGAUCAUCUUCCACCCUCUUUUGGUGUGGCGUUUGUUGAUACUGCGACAUCGGAAUUCUCUCUCUGUUCGUUCGAUGACGAUGUUGAGAGAACCAGAUUAGAAACCCUCAUCAUGCAGCUCAAGCCAAAAGAAGUCAUUUUGGAGAAGGGUGCCUUCAGUAAAGCGUCCGCUCGGAUUUUGAAGAACAAUUUGCGUGAACUUCAAAUUAAUAUGCUUGUGCCGGAUAAAGAAUUUUGGGCACAUGAGACCGUUUUGGAUGAGAUCCGCGGUGGAAAAUACUUUGCCGGAGGGGAGGGCGAAAGUGACGGAGAGCAGUCCUGGCCUGCUGCUCUGAAGGAAGCUCAACCCCUUGCUCUAGAGGCCCUCGGUGGCCUUCUGUCGUAUCUUCGAUCCUUGAUGAUCGACAAAGAGCUGGUCUCAGCUAGAAAUUUUCACACAUACGAUCCAAUCCGGCAUGUUGGAAGUCUCAUUCUCGAUGGACAGACCCUAAUCAAUCUCGAGAUUUUCGAAAACACAUCCGACGGUACGGACGCGGGGUCCUUACACAAACUGCUCAAUCAUUGUGACACACCCUUCGGAAAGCGUCUCUUUAAACGUUGGUUGUGCCACCCACUUCGCUCUAUUCCUGAAAUCAAUGAUCGGUUGAACGCUAUAGACGAUCUGAAUAGCAUUUACGGGCAACAGGAAAAACUGCAAAUGUCACUCCGCAAGUUGCCGGACCUGGAGCGAGUUAUCUCCCGAAUCCAUGCGGGCACGGUUCGGGUGCGGGAAUUUUUGGCUGCCUUGAGCGCUUUCAGAUCAAUUGGGGAUUUGAUGGAAGAGAUGAAACCCUUCAUCGACGAAUUCACAUCAGUUAGACUAAAGCGCAUAUUUGAAUCGGGCAUGCCCGACAAGCUCAUUGAAAGUCUGGACUACUUCAUGAAGGCCUUUGAUCAUGUCACUGCAGCGGCAGCGGAGAGGAUAGAAUUGCACCGAGGGUACGAUGCGGUGUUCGAUAAGGCUUGUGAAGCUAUCGAAGGGAUUGAGGAAGAAUUGGAGGUUCAUCGACAGGAGUGUGAGAAGAAAUUGAAAUGUAAGAUCAAAUACAAGGACAUGGGCAAGGAACUCUUUACGAUGGAAGUACCAAAGAACACCAAAGUCCCUCGCGAUUGGCACAUCAAAUCAAACACCGCGUCUGUGAGCAGAUAUUGGGAUCCUACCGUAGAGAACCUGGUUAGAGAUUUUCUAGAAGCUCGCGAAGUAAAAGAGGAAGCCCUCCGAAAUAUCAAGACCAGAUUAUGUGCGAAAUUUGAUUCUCAUUAUAUGGAUUGGUUGGCGGUUGUAAAGAGCAUUGCAGAGUUGGAUUGUUUGAUGAGUCUUGCGACGUGCCAGAGGAGUAUUGGUGAACCUAGAUGUCGCCCAGAGUUUGUAGAGUCUGAAACAAGUAUAUUGGAGAUUGAUGAGAUGAGACAUCCUUGCAUCACUCAUGGAGCGGUCAGUGACUUUAUACCCAAUGAUCUACACUUUGGUGGAGGUGAUAAAUCGAAUAUGGUCUUGCUGACUGGCCCGAAUAUGGGCGGGAAAUCUACGCUACUUCGCCAGACUUGCAUUGCUGUCAUAAUGGCCCAAAUGGGAUGCUACGUCCCUGCACGGCGCUGCCGUAUGACGAUUUUUGAUAGGAUCUUUACACGAUUGGGGGCAAACGACAAUAUUCUUGCCGGUCAGUCGACAUUCAUGGUUGAACUUGCGGAAACGUGCAAGAUCAUGCGGGAAGCUACACCGCGAUCCCUCGUUAUUCUGGAUGAGCUCGGCCGAGGAACAUCAACUUUUGAUGGUUAUGCUAUUGCGUAUGCGGUCUUGCAUCAUUUGAUCACACAUGUCCGCUGCCUCGGGCUGUUUAGCACUCAUUACCGUAUGCUUACCACCGAGUUUGCUGAUAACUCGUUAAUAACGAUGAAGUACAUGAGUUUCCUUACCGAUGAGGAAAAGCGCGAAGUCACCUUUUUAUACAAAUUGACAGACGGAAGCUGUCCGAAGAGUUAUGGGAUGAACGUCGCGAGCAUGGCUGGUGUGCCCAUUGAAAUUGUUGAGAAGGCCGAUAAGAUUGCGGCCAGUUUUCAGGAUAGCAAGGAGGCGUUAGGGGAAAAUGCGAUGGAGAGACCUGAAUAUAGGCUCACACGAUUAGCAAACUUUGCCGAACUAAUGGCUGCAACGAAAGAGCCCAAAAAUUCCUUUGAGCUCGUAAAAACGAUCUGGAGAGGACUCCGUGCUUGAGAUCCGGAGGUGCAUAUAGACCUUGUCCUCGACGAAUGCGUCUGUUUAUUGGGAACGAUUGGGAAUGUUUGGGAAUUUCGAUGGCGGCCCCAAGGGGAUGUUUUGCGCCUUCUAUUACUAAGGAGUAGAUGAUGGGUUAUCCAAAUUGUAUAAUUUAGACUUCAUGCUCCAAUUGUAAUCAUUGGAUGUUUAGAGCUUUUUUUCACAACGUCCCGAUAACAUCCCAUCGAAUAAUUCGUGCAUCGUCCGUAACUGCCAUCAAUAUCCUGAAAAACAGAUACGCCUGGUAAAAAUAAAAU
Molecule: messenger RNA, 3986 nt
Organism: Spizellomyces punctatus DAOM BR117
Lineage: Eukaryota; Fungi; Chytridiomycota; Chytridiomycetes; Spizellomycetales; Spizellomycetaceae
Exons: 20
Coding region: 61-3687 (1208 amino acids)
Biological process (GO): mismatch repair
Cellular component (GO): MutSalpha complex; nucleus
Molecular function (GO): ATP-dependent DNA damage sensor activity; mismatched DNA binding; ATP binding
Source: RefSeq, a predicted model, not a curated record